AGUACAAAACUAAUCAGUAAUCACUUCAUUUCUCAUAAAAAAUAAGGUUAUGUUUGUUCGGUGGCAAUAGCAGAAGAAACAGUGUGAAUUGCAGUGUGUUCGCUCAGUACUAUCUUAGACUUUAGGGGAACAUCCUUACUUUUAGAAAUUGGCUCUAUGCAAAAUCACCAAACUGUUCUAGUGACUUUGCCGCAUCCAUCCGCAUUCGACCGCAAAACAACGUGCUUAUGUGCCCAGGCCUUAGUACAUUAGGGAGAUUCCACAUGAUUGUACUUCCCUACCCCUUACCCUGUAGCCGUACCGCGUCCGACUUUGUCAUCGAGUUUUCAUCUACAUGAUUCUGUGGUCAUUGGAGAAUUCGAUCUGUGAACGUGAGAAGCGCAUCUAUGUAAUGUUUGUAUUCGUGUUGCUAGCUCCGAUUCGUUUUGUUGACAUCGUUCGUCAUCGUUUCCGUUUUUCUGUGUUUUUCUGUUCAGCUCCGAAAUGACUUUGGCGUAGUUAAAAAGCAAAUUUCUAAAAACAUAUAGUUGCUCAACAGAGUGAACAUGGACGAAGAAAAUUUACAGAAAGCUGUUAAGAUUUUAAAACUGCAGCAUAUUGCUCUAAGUUCAUUAAUGCAUGCAAAGUUAAUCAGAAAAAUGCAGAAAAAAUUAAGAAGAUGGUGGGUCAAGCCGCAUCUUUUAUCAGAAAUAAGAAAUGCUGUGGGAGCAUACGCAAUGGUAUGCCAGUAUUUCCAACUAAGAGAUCAUGAAGUGUUUGAAUUGCAAUUCAAAAUGACAGUAGAUAAUUUUGAAAAACUAUAUGACUUAGUUAGAUGUAGAUUAGAGAAGCGACAUGUCAUAAGAUCACCUAUUCCAUCAUGCAUUCGACUGGCGAUGACUAUACAUUAUUUGGGACAUGGAGGAAGUGUCACGCUCAACUCUUUGUAUUAUAAGAGUAGGGAUGUCGACAUAUUAUAAGAUUAUUGCAGAAACAUGCAAGAUCAUUGCUACCGUGCUCACACCAAUGUAUGUAAAACUUCCUAACACAGAGGGAUGGUUGUCCAUCACAAAAGACUUUGAAGAAAAAUGGCAAUUUCCUAACUGCAUUGGAGCACUCGAUGGUAAACACAUGAGGAUCAGGAAACCAGAUCACGGUGGUAGCGUCUUUUUUAAUUAUAAAAGGUUUCAUAGCAUAGUACUCAUGGCUAUAAGUGAUGCUCACUGUAGAUUCGUUUGGUUUUCAGUAGGUGAUGGUGGUUCAUUCAGUGAUGCUAGCGUUUUCAGUGAUUGCAGUUUUAAUGAAAAACUCUCAAAUGAUGAGUUACAUAUACCUGCACCAACACAGUUACCAAGUAGUGAUAGAUUUUCACCAUUUGUAUUUAUCUCUGAUGAAAUAUUUGGACUUGAAAAGAAUUUAAUGAAACCAUAUAAUAGAAAAUUAUUGCGCACUGAAAGAGAAAAAAUAUUUAAUUACAGACUUAGUCGUGCAAGAUUUACAAUAGAGUGUGCAUUUGGAAUAUUGUGUUCAAAAUGGCAAUUAUUAAACAAUGCUUUACGUUUCAAUCUAAUCACUAGUAAAUAUAUCAUAAGUGCAUGCUUAUGUUUACAUAACUUUCUCAUCACAAGUAAUAGACAAAAUCAACAUAGUAACAAUGGUGGCGAGGUCAGACAACCAGAAGUACAAAAUGCUAGAAACAACAGAAGUAUUCCAGUCUUAAUUAGACACAAUUUAGCAGAAUAUUUCUGCAACGAAGGUACAGUUCCUUGGCAACGAAAUUAUAUUUGAAAAGAUAUUGUAUACAUAUUGUAUAAUAAUAAAGUAAUUUUAUAAAAAAA
Molecule: messenger RNA, 1817 nt
Organism: Nasonia vitripennis (jewel wasp)
Lineage: Eukaryota; Metazoa; Arthropoda; Insecta; Hymenoptera; Pteromalidae
Exons: 4
Coding region: 898-1767 (289 amino acids)
Source: RefSeq, a predicted model, not a curated record